Molecule: messenger RNA, 2643 nt
Organism: Eleginops maclovinus (Patagonian blennie)
Lineage: Eukaryota; Metazoa; Chordata; Actinopteri; Perciformes; Eleginopidae
Product: palmdelphin-like
Exons: 10
Coding region: 77-1717 (546 amino acids)
Biological process (GO): regulation of cell shape
Cellular component (GO): cytoplasm; membrane
Source: RefSeq, a predicted model, not a curated record
CACCUGCAGCAGUGCGGUCGCGUAUGGCCCGCCGCGGGAGAGUCUGAGGCGCGAGGGUCCCGCAAGAGAGAGCAGUAUGGAGGAGUGUUUCCUGCUGAAGGAGAGGCUACAGGCCAUCACUGAGAAGCAUUACAUUCAGGAAGAAAUUAGACAGAAGAAACUGGAACUGGACCAAGAAAAACUCAGAUUUCAGCAUCUAAAGAAAAAAGCUUUGAGAGAGCAGUGGUUGCUACAGGACUCCACUUCCCACAAUGCUACAGACUACUCACAGCAGCAGAGCCUUCAGCUCAACAUCCACAGGAUAGAAAUGGAGGUGAAGUCUCUGGAGAGAGAGGAGUCGAAGGUUUCAUCAAAAGAGAGUGUCAUUCUCAACAGACUGAAGACUGUGGAGAAAAGUGCAGGGGACAUUAUCAAGGAGGCCCAGGACAGCUUUGUUCAUGAUCCUUUACAGGUCACCACGGUGACCCAUGAUGUCCUACAAUCCUACAGUACAGCAGCCAACAAAUCCUCUGAACCCAGCAAACCAAGACAGACUCUGUUUGCCAUGGAGAUCAGUGUGACUAAAGACCUGAAGACCGGGAAGAGCACCGUGCUCUCUACUGCUUCAGUUCCUGCUGAAGAGCUGAGCCAGCACGCCGGGCUCAAGGUCUACGACGAUGGCAGGAAGUGUGUUUUUGCCUUAAAUUCACAAGAGGGGUCAGAUGAUCAGAGCUGUGUGUCUGAGCUGACAGCCAACGAGGUGGAACAGUUGCUGAGAAGCGCCACAAUACAUCGCCAAGUAAAGCAGCAAAACAUCCACCUAAACCACAGCAAAAGCUUCUCCAACCACCAAGACCGGAGAGGUGAGGAAGACAGGUUUGACCUGAGAGACCAGCGAGGAUAUUAUGGGUUCCAUCCCAUGAGGAACAACAUGACGGAGAAAAACUGCUGGGGGAAGUGUCCGGAGAAAACAGGGGCAGAGCAUCGCAGAGGGCAGGAGAGCCAGUACAGACGCCAUGAAGAGAGAAACAACAAAAGCAACAUGAGGGAAGGUCAUUGCCAUGGAAUCAACAAUGGGAUGGGAAAUAACUAUGGGAACCAGAAGGAUGGUCACCACAGUUCCCACAAAGGGAGAAACGGUCACCAUGUUCUGGAAGAUCGGCCUGCUAGCCACCAGAAAACCAGCAUCCUGAGAAGCAACAGUGUGGUGAAUGGAGGCAGAGCCUAUGACUGCCCUCCUCCCAGGUCACAUGACCAGGAAGCAGCAUCUGCCUACCAACCACGGCUCUCCUACACUCCAGCCAAUCAUAUUCCUCUUUGUGACUACAUCAGUGUGGACGAAGAAGAACUGUAUAGCUGCAGCCCCGCCUCCUAUCACAGACCCUCCACUGCCAUGUACACUGCCCUCCCCCCCUCUGACCGAGUGCCCUCCCCCCUCUACGGAGACGACACCCACUACACCAUCCUCAACGCUAUUGACACCACUGAGCCAAUCACAGCCGUCUUCAUGGGCUUCCAGAUGGCGCAGGACGACAGCGGGCGGGGCCACGAGUUUGAGAGCUCCCUGAAGGCGGAGCUCGUCAUAAUCGAGGACGAAGACAACAGCGAUGACAACCGCGUGGACGAGAAGCAACGCAGCUGUUCAACAGGAAGUUCAGCCAAUGGAAGCAUGGGGCGUGCCGAGGGAGUCGGAGACAGACGGAAGGAGAGACGUGGGGGGCCAGGUACUGGGGAGUGAAGGAGCUGGUCCAUCCAUCUGCGAAGAGCUUCAACAAGUCCUGAGCGAUCAUCUCUGCUUCCUGCCUUCUGGCAUCUUCCUCUCCUCUAUGGCUAAUGUUGAUUCUUUGAUUUCUGGAACCUGCAUACAACACAUUACUCACUUUUGGAGAAAAAAAGGUAUACAGUAUAUACUAUAUAUGUUUGUGUCUGAGCGUGAAAAUAUUUGCUGAAAGAUAAAAAGAGCUUCAACACAAUAGGUUUCAGGAGUAACGCUUUAUUGAAGAUGUCAACACCAGACCUUUUUAUUUGGCAAUUAAUAUAUGACUGAAACUCAAGGCAAAUAAACAGAACCAGAAUACAUGUUAAUGCUAGGCUAUGAGGAAAAGCAGUAAUGUUCAGGACAGCAGUUUAUAAGAGUCCAUACAGAAUAUUAGCAGGUAGCAUGUGGUGUAUUCAUUGAGAAGCAGCAUGAACAUUCAGCAAUGCUCAAGACCUAAAUGCACUUUCUUCUAAAAACUAGAGUAGUGUUGUGGAGUAAUAAAGUAUUAUUGAUAGUUGUGCUAUCAUACAGUAUAUCAUCUACACAGUAACAUCUGUACACACAGCAGUUACUAAUGUGCAUUCAAUACAUCUCAGAAUAAAUAUGACUUGAUUUUAGUCCUUGUGUCCAUGCUUGCCCAGAAGGCAUCUCUUCCGUGAAUACAAUAGAAGUGAUGGAUGACAAAAAAAAUCUCUGCAAAAUGUUUGUAAAUCAAUCUAAAGCCAAUGAUGGGCUACUGAAAUUCAAGUGAGACAAAUUAGGGGGAUAUCUUUGAAAGUUAGUCCAAAAGUAAAUUCCCAUUUCAUCGCUUCUUAUCCUAUAAAUAUAAAAAUAAAUGUCUGAGAAUCCCUUUUGUUUUAUUUGAUCUUAUUUUUAUUCUACUGGUCAGCAAUGAUCCAAGUUCU